AUGUCUAAGCUUUUUGUCCACGGCCUUUCUUGGCAUACUAGCGACGAGACCUUGCGUGAAGGUUUCCAACAAUUCGGCGAAAUUCAAGAAGCCAUUGUUGUCAAGGACCGUGCGACUUUGCGCAGUCGUGGUUUCGGCUUUGUCCGUUUUACUACUGAUGCGGAGGCGGAUGCCGCGCUGAACGCGAUGAACAAUCAAGAGUUCGACGGGCGAGUUAUUCGUGUUGACAAGGCGUUCGACCGUCCUCAACGCCCCGAAGGUGGCUUCCAAGGCCGUGGUGGAUACAAUUCCCAGCCCCAGUCUGGCUACCAAGGUGGAGGUCAGGGCGGCUACGGUGGAGGUUACAACGGCAACGGGUACAACAACGGUGGAUACGGGGGCGGGUACAACCGUGGUUACAACAACUACGCCCCCAGUGGUCCCGGCUAUGGCGCAGGCGGCCAUGGCGGAUAUGGUGGUGGUCCAAAUUCCGGAUACGGUGGUGGCGGAGGCUGGCGCGGGAACAACGAGCAGGCCCCCCAAGAUGGCCAUCAUGCUCAGUAA
Penicillium bovifimosum is the source of this 543-nucleotide messenger RNA. Its product is annotated as RNA recognition motif domain-containing protein. The record is from RefSeq and is a predicted model, not a curated record. Gene Ontology annotation, molecular function: RNA binding. NCBI's taxonomy places the organism in Eukaryota, Fungi, Ascomycota, Eurotiomycetes, Eurotiales, Aspergillaceae. The coding region runs from base 1 to 543 and encodes 180 amino acids. The transcript is spliced from 6 exons.